GGGCAUGCUUUGUGCAGCGCGCCUGCGCCGUGUGCCGGCCGAUGCCGCUAUAAAGGCUUGUUUUGCUCUGGGGCUGAUGCUCCGGAGCGUGGUUGAGUGGCCGGCGCGGCCGUCCUGGAGCUGGGGCUCAGAAAUUCUGAAGUGAACCACGAGUCUGUGAGCCCUGGCACUUGCACUCAGAGAAGAUGAAGGAUAUCGACAUAGGAAAAGAGUAUAUCAUCCCCAGUCCGGGCUAUAGGAGUGUGAGGGAGAGAACCAAUGCUUCCGGGCAGCACAGAGAGGAAUCCAAGUUCAAGAGAACUCGACCGGUGGAAUGCCAAGAUGCUUUGGAAACAGCAGCCCGCGCGGAGGGCCUCUCUUUGGACGUCUCUACGCAUUCUCAGCUUCGAAUCCUGGAUGAGGACCAUCCCAAGGGAAAAUACCACCAUGGCUUGAAUGUCCUGAAGCCUAUCCGGACCACUUCCAAACACCAGCACCCAGUGGACAAUGCUGGGCUCUUCUCCUGCACGACAUUUUCAUGGCUUUCUCCUCUGGCCCGCAAGGCCCACAAGAAGGGGGAGCUCUUAAUGGAGGACGUGUGGUCUUUGUCCAAGCACGAGUCCUCUGAUGUGAACUGCAGAAGACUAGAGAGACUGUGGCAAGAAGAGCUGAAUGAAGUGGGGCCAGACGCCGCUUCCCUGCGAAGGGUUGUGUGGAUCUUCUGCCGCACCAGGCUCGUCCUGUCCAUCGUGUGCCUGAUGAUCACGCAGCUGGCUGGCUUCAGCGGACCAGCCUUCAUGGUGAAGCACCUCUUGGAGUAUACCCAGGCAACAGAGUCUAACCUGCAGUACAGCUUGCUGUUAGUCCUGGGCCUCCUCCUGACAGAAAUCGUGCGGUCUUGGUCGCUUGCACUGACGUGGGCAUUGAAUUACCGAACUGGUGUCCGUUUGCGGGGGGCCAUCCUAACUAUGGCAUUUAAGAAGAUCCUUAAGUUAAAGAACAUUAAAGAAAAGUCCCUGGGUGAGCUCAUCAACAUUUGCUCCAAUGAUGGGCAGAGGAUGUUUGAGGCAGCCGCUGUUGGCAGCUUAUUGGCUGGAGGACCCAUCGUUGCCAUUUUAGGCAUGAUUUAUAAUGUAAUUAUUCUGGGACCAACAGGCUUCCUGGGAUCAGCUGUUUUUAUCCUCUUUUAUCCAUCAAUGAUGUUUACAUCACGACUCACUGCAUAUUUCAGGAGAAAAUGUGUAGCCGCCACAGAUCACCGUGUCCAGAAGAUGAAUGAAGUGCUUACAUAUAUUAAAUUUAUUAAAAUGUAUGCCUGGGUCAAAGCAUUUUCCCAGAGUGUUCAAAAAAUUCGAGAGGAAGAGCGUCGGAUAUUGGAAAAAGCUGGAUACUUUCAGAGCAUCACUGUUGGGGUGGCUCCCAUCGUGGUGGUGAUUGCCAGUGUGGUGACAUUCUCUGUUCACAUGACCCUGGGCUUCGAUCUGACAGCAGCACAGGCUUUCACAGUGGUGACUGUCUUCAAUUCCAUGACUUUUGCUUUGAAAGUAACACCAUUCUCAGUGAAGUCCCUUUCAGAAGCAUCAGUUGCUGUUGACAGAUUUAAGCUUCCUCCACUGUAUAGCCUGAUGUGUUUUGCUACGUGAGUGUGCGCCCUAGGCUUGUCUCCCUGGUCUUGAUCCAGUGUCUCAUCUUUGCACCUCUCUCACAACUCCUAUCAGAGUUUGUUUCUAAUGGAAGAGGUUCACAUGAUAAAGAACAAACCAGCCAGCCCUCACAUCAAGAUAGAGAUGAAAAAUGCCACCUUGGCAUGGGACUCCUCCCACUCCAGUAUCCAGAACUCACCCAAGCUGACCCCCAAAAUGAAAAAAGACAAGAGGGCUGCCAGGGGCAAGAAAGAGAAGGGGAGGCAGCUGCAGCGCACUGAGCAUCAGGCGGUGCUGGCAGAACAGAAGGGCCACCUUCUCCUGGACAGCGACGAGCGGCCCAGCCCGGACGAGGAGGAAGGCAAGCACAUCCACCUGGGGAGCCUCCGCCUGCAGAGGACGCUGUACAGCAUCGACCUGGAAAUCCAAGAGGGAAAACUGGUUGGAAUCUGUGGCAGUGUUGGAAGUGGAAAAACCUCUCUCAUUUCAGCCAUUUUAGGCCAGAUGACACUUCUAGAAGGCAGCAUUGCAAUCAGUGGAACCUUCGCUUAUGUGGCCCAGCAGGCCUGGAUCCUGAAUGCCACUCUGAGAGACAACAUCCUCUUUGGGAAGGAAUUUGAUGAAGAAAGAUACAACUCUGUGCUGAAUAGCUGCUGCCUGAGGCCUGACCUGGCCAUCCUCCCCAACAGCGACCUGACUGAGAUUGGAGAGCGAGGAGCCAACCUGAGUGGUGGGCAGCGUCAGAGGAUCAGCCUCGCCCGGGCCUUGUAUAGUGACAGGAGCAUCUAUAUCCUGGAUGACCCCCUCAGUGCCUUAGAUGCCCAUGUGGGCAACCACAUCUUCAACAGUGCUAUCCGGAAGCACCUCAAGUCCAAGACGGUUCUGUUUGUUACACACCAGUUACAGUAUCUAGUUGAUUGCGAUGAAGUGAUCUUCAUGAAAGAGGGCUGUAUAACAGAAAGAGGUACCCAUGAGGAACUAAUGAAUUUAAAUGGUGAUUAUGCUACCAUUUUUAACAACCUGUUGCUGGGAGACACCCCACCGGUUGAGGUUAAUUCAAAAAAGGAAACCAGCGGUUCACAGAAGUCACAAGACAAGGGCCCUAAAACAGGAUCAGUAAAGAAAGAGAAGGCAGCAAAGCCAGAGGAAGGGCAGCUUGUGCAAGUGGAGGAGAAGGGGCAGGGUUCAGUGCCCUGGUCAGUAUACGGUGUCUAUAUCCAGGCUGCUGGGGGUCCGUUGGCGUUCCUGGUCAUCAUGGCCCUCUUUGUGCUGAACGUAGGCAGCACUGCCUUCAGCACCUGGUGGCUGAGUUACUGGAUCAAGCAAGGAAGUGGGAACACCACAGUGACUCAAGGGAACCAGACCUCCGUGAGCACCAGCAUGAAGGACCAUCCUCUCAUGCACUACUAUGCGAGCAUCUACGCCCUCUCCAUGGCAGUCAUGCUGAUCCUGAAAGCCGUUAGAGGAGUUGUCUUUGUCAAGGGCACACUACGAGCCUCCUCCCGGUUGCAUGACGAGCUCUUCCGAAGGAUCCUUCGAAGCCCUAUGAAGUUUUUUGACACCACCCCGACAGGGAGGAUUCUCAACAGGUUUUCCAAAGACAUGGAUGAAGUUGACGUGCGCCUGCCAUUCCAGGCUGAGAUGUUCAUCCAGAAUGUCAUCCUGGUGUUCUUCUGUGUUGGAAUGAUCGCCGGGGUUUUCCCCUGGUUCCUUGUAGCAGUGGGGCCCCUUGUCAUCCUCUUUUCAGUUCUGCACAUUGUGUCCAGAGUCCUGAUUCGAGAACUGAAGCGUCUGGACAAUAUCACACAGUCACCUUUCCUCUCCCACAUCACAUCCAGCAUACAGGGCCUUGCCACCAUCCACGCCUACAAUAAAGGGCAGGAGUUUCUGCACAGGUACCAGGAGCUACUGGAUGACAACCAGGCUCCCUUCUUCCUGUUCACGUGUGCGAUGCGGUGGCUGGCGGUGCGGCUGGACCUCAUCAGCAUCGCCCUCAUCACCACCACUGGGCUGAUGAUUGUUCUCCUGCACGGGCAGAUCGCCCCAGCCUAUGCAGGGCUGGCCAUCUCUUACGCUGUCCAGUUAACAGGGCUGUUCCAGUUUACGGUCAGACUGGCGUCCGAGACAGAAGCUCGAUUCACCUCGGUGGAGAGGAUCAAUCACUACAUUAAGACACUCUCUUUGGAAGCACCUGCCAGGAUUAAGAACAAGGCUCCCUCCCCUGACUGGCCUCAGGAAGGGGAGGUGACCUUUGAGAAUGCAGAAAUGAGGUACCGAGAAAACCUCCCUCUGGUCCUGAAGAAAGUGUCCUUCACCAUCAAACCUAAGGAGAAGAUCGGCAUUGUGGGGCGGACAGGAUCAGGGAAGUCCUCUCUGGGCAUGGCCCUCUUUCGUCUGGUGGAGUUAUCUGGAGGCUGCAUCAAGAUUGACGGAGUGAGAAUCAGUGACAUUGGCCUUGCUGACCUCCGAAGCAAACUCUCUAUCAUUCCCCAAGAGCCAGUGCUGUUCAGUGGCACCGUCAGAUCAAAUUUGGACCCCUUCAACCAGUAUACGGAAGACCAGAUUUGGGAUGCCCUUGAAAGGACACACAUGAAAGAAUGUAUUGCUCAGCUACCUCUGAAACUUGAAUCUGAAGUGAUGGAGAAUGGGGAUAACUUCUCAGUGGGGGAGCGCCAGCUCUUGUGUGUAGCAAGAGCCUUACUCCGCCACUGUAAGAUACUGAUUUUAGAUGAAGCCACAGCUGCUAUGGACACAGAGACAGACUUACUGAUUCAGGAGACCAUCCGAGAAGCAUUUGCAGACUGCACCAUGCUGACCAUUGCCCAUCGCUUGCACACAGUUCUGGGCUCUGAUAGGAUCAUGGUGCUGGCCCAGGGACAGGUGGUGGAGUUUGACACCCCAUCAGUCCUUCUGUCCAAUGACAGUUCCCGGUUCUAUGCCAUGUUUGCUGCUGUGGAGAACAAGGUCGCUGUCAAGGGCUAACUCCUCGUUGAUCAAGUCCAUUUUCUUUGGAGCAUUGCCAUUCCCUGCCUGGGGCGGGCCCCUCAUCGCGUCCUCCUGCCGAAACCUUGCCUUUCCCGAUUUGGUCUUUCGCACAGCAGUUCAGGAUCAGCUUGUGUGUUUUACUUUUAGGAGAGUCCUAUUUUGAUUAUUGUAUUUAUUCCAUAUUCAUGUAAACAAAAUUUAGUUUUUGUUCUUAAUUGCACUCUAAAAGGUUCAGGGAACCGUUAUUAUAAUUGUAUCAGAGGCCUAUAAUGAAGCUUUAUACGUGUAGCUAUAUCUAUAUGAAAUUCUGUACAUAGCCUAUAUUUACAGUGAAAAUGUAAGCUGUUUAUUUUAUAUUAAAAUAAGCACUGUGCUAAUAACAGUGCAUAUUCCUUUCUAUCAUUUUUGUACAGUUUGCUGUACUAGAGACAUGGUUUUGCUAUUAGACCGUAGGAAGGGUAGCAUUUCAUUCUUCUCUAGCGGGUGGGUUCAUGGUGCCGGGUUUUCUGGGUGUCCAGAGGAAGGUGUGUGGCAAGAGUGGGCUGUCCGGGGCCCUUGUGCUGCCUGCCCACAGCCACUCCUGGGCAGGUGGAGUGGGCGGGCCUGCUGGAGGCCGCACAGAGCGCUGUGGAUUCUCAGGGCUCCUGCCUUCUGUCCUGGUGUCACUUCCUGUUUCUGUUAGGAGAGCAGCGGGGCAAAAGCCCCAGCCCCCCUUUCACUCCCUCCAACAGGAAUAAGAAUUACAGAAACAUUCCUCGGAGUAGGGGGAGUUUCUUUCCUGCCUUCCUCUUUUUGCUGUCGUUUCUAAACGAAAAUCAGUCUAUUCACAGAGUGUCCCACUGCCUCAGGUUCCUAACGCUGGCCACUUGCACAGAGCUCUCCAGCUCCUAGACCUGUUGGUUCCAAGCCCUGGAGCCAACUGCUGCUUUUUUAGGUGGUUCUUUUUCAUUUGCCUGUUCCCACACCUCCACAGUUCAGUGACAGGGUUCAGGGUUUUGUGGGUCUGUUUUCCUUUCUCCCUGCAGUUGUCACACAGUCUCUCUCUCUCUCUCCAAAGUCUGCGACUUUAAGCAGCUCUUGCUAAUCAGUGUCUCACACUGGCGUAGAAGUUUUUUGUACUGUAAAGAGACCUACCUCAGGUUGCUGAUUGCAGUGUGGUUCGGUGUGUUCCCGCCAACCCCCUUCGUGCUGUGGGGCCGGUAGCUCAGGUGGGCGUGGUCACUGCUGUCAUCAAUUGAACGGUCAGCGUUGCAUGUCGUGACCAACUAGACAUUCUGUCGCCUUAGCAUGUUUGCUGAACACCUUGUGGAAGCAAAAAUCUAAAAAAGUGAAUAAAAUUAUUUUGGAUUUUGUAAAA
Messenger RNA from Otolemur garnettii (small-eared galago), 5964 nucleotides. It is a transcript of the gene ABCC5, whose product is annotated as ATP binding cassette subfamily C member 5. Gene Ontology annotation, cellular component: membrane. The transcript is spliced from 30 exons. Lineage: Eukaryota; Metazoa; Chordata; Mammalia; Primates; Galagidae. Gene Ontology annotation, molecular function: ATP hydrolysis activity; ATP binding; ABC-type transporter activity. The record is from RefSeq and is a predicted model, not a curated record. Gene Ontology annotation, biological process: transmembrane transport. The coding region runs from base 1710 to 4604 and encodes 964 amino acids.